Messenger RNA from Leishmania mexicana MHOM/GT/2001/U1103, 7066 nucleotides. RefSeq names its product putative calpain-like cysteine peptidase. Lineage: Eukaryota; Euglenozoa; Kinetoplastea; Trypanosomatida; Trypanosomatidae. Gene Ontology annotation, cellular component: cytoplasm. The annotation marks the transcript as partial. Gene Ontology annotation, biological process: proteolysis. The transcript has a single exon. The record is from RefSeq and is a predicted model, not a curated record. Gene Ontology annotation, molecular function: calcium-dependent cysteine-type endopeptidase activity.
AUGGCGGCAUCUUCUCACCACGAAACACCGGACAGCGGCGAGGUGUUUGAGGACCACGAGUUUAACAAGAACAACGCUGGCAUCACAGAUGAUUGGAUCUCGAUCAAGCAGCUGUACUCAGCUGGUGUGAACCAGCCGCUGCUGCCGGAAGCAUUCUCGCGCGAGCAGUUCGGCCAGGGCAACCACUAUGAAUGCUUCAUGAUAUCGGCACUUGCAACGCUGAUCCGCUUCCCGGAUGUGAUCCGCAACUGCUUUGUGACGAAGAAGGUGCGCCAGGAUGGUCGCUACACGUUCCAGUUCUUCCGCGGACAGGAGUGGGUGAGGGUCGAGAUCGACGACCGCAUCGCCAUGGAAGAAGGUGAGGUGCUCUAUGUUCGUUCCCCGACCGAGCACUGGUGGCCGCUGCUGCUGGAGAAGGCGUACGCGAAGUUCUACACCGCCUACGACCACCUCGAGGGCUGCACCCUUUUAGAGACAUUCCACGAUCUGACAGGCAACCCGGUGCUGAACAUCCCCAUGGACGCCAAGCUGGCCAAGGCGGCAAACUGCAAUGUACUUGAAGGGCGCUAUUGGCUCGACUUAGCGCAGCGCAUCCAGUCUGGCGAGUUUGUCGCGUCAGCUCUCACCAAGGAUGUGGAGGUGGAGACCAUGGGCCUGCAGCGCGAUCAACAGUACGGCAUCCUCAACAUCUUCUCCCUCCACGGCACAUCGGCGCUGGAUGACAUCGUAAUUCAUAUGCACAACCCCUUCGAAGAUGACGAGUUUCGCUACACUGGCCCCCUCAACACGCAAGACUCAGCGUGGUCGGAGAAGCAGCGCGUCAAGUACGACGUCGGCAACCCGCGCUCCAUUUUCCUGCCGCUGAACAUUUUUCUCCGCAUCGUCAACUCGAUGCAGCUGUGCUACAUCAGCACCGUCGUCUCGGAUGCGACAUACUUUGAGGACGAGUGGAAGGGUGAGUCGGCCGGCGGAAACCCGAAGUACGUCACUUGGCGCAAGAACCCGCUCUAUUACAUCAGCAAUCACGGCACGGAGGCGGUGACGCUCUCCUUUGUGGUCAAGCAGGAGGACCAGCGACACCUGAAGGGCCCGGAGGAGAUAACCACGUACAAGCAGUGUGGCAUGAUACUUUCCCAGUGCUCCUACCCCUACCCGAUCCCGACCUUCUGGGUGACCGGUAACAACCACAAGCACAUUCACAAGAGCCUUCUCCUCAACUCGCGCGAGGUGGCGAGCAGCGUCAUCGUUCCGCCGCAGUCACUCUGCUACCUUGUGCCAUCCUGCAUGCAUCAAGGCGAAGAGGCCAAGUUCCUGCUGUCCGCCCACCGCAUGGUCCACGAAGACUACAGCAACGUCACCAUGAAGAAGCUCACGGUGCCCGAGAUGGACUGGGAGAACCCUGCCACAGGAACGGUACAGCUGCAGAUGCGCACCAAGGACCGUCUCGACUUCUACGUCGAUGAGCCCGCCGACGUCCACAUUCUUCUUCACCAAACAAAGCCCUACGUGAGCAAGUCCGGUGGUGAUGCCAUUGCGCAGGACUACAUGGGCAUGUACCUCUACGACGACACGGACCGCAAGAUAGCCGGCGUGCACGCUGCCACGAACUUCCGUGAAACGAGCAUCAUCCACCGCCUCCCCCGCAGCGGUCGCUAUGCCAUCUCCAUCACGUGCCCGCGCGGCACGGGCCACAUACCCGCCAACGUCACUAUUGUGUCUUCCUUUGGCAGCCAUAUUCGCCGCGUCAAUGCACCAGCGGACGCCACCGUACUGCCAGAUGAAGUGGAAAGCGUUGCAGAUAGUGAAGACGUAGACACGCGAGCCGCUCGCAUCGACUACAACCCGUUCCAGGAACCGCUAGUGGAUGUGUGUGAGCACCCAGACAGUAACGUGCCAUUUGAGGAUCGUGAAUUUAUGCUGAGCAACCGAGAUGCGACAUCGGAGCCGUGGGUGCACAUUGGCGACCUUUACCCCGAAGGCAAGGCGAAACCGCUGCUGCCGGACGAGCUGAGUCGCGACCAGUUCGGGCAGGGUGCGAUGUACGAAUGCUGCUGCCUUACUGGGUUCGCCACUCUCAUCGAGAACCACCCCGACGUGAUCCGCAACUGCUUCAUCUCGAAGAAGCCGCGCAAGGACGGCCGCUACACGUUCCAGUUCCACCGCUACGGGCAGUGGAUCAAGGUGGAGAUCGACGACCGCAUUCCGAUGGUGAAGGGCGACACGGUGUUCUGCCGCUCGCCGACGCACCACUGGUGGCCGCUGCUGCUGGAGAAGGCGUACGCGAAGUUCUACACGCGUUACGAGAACUUGGCGGGUUGCUCGCUUGGUGAAAUGUAUCACGACUUCACUGGGUGCCCUGUCAUGAACACGCCGCUGGACGAACUGACAGCAACGUCGGUCGGGCUCGAUAUAACAUCUCCCGUUUACUGGGUGGGGCUGCGUGACGAGCUACGCACGACAGCCCUGGCGGCCCAAUGUGGCGACAACACAGAGAGUCUCGGCCUAGCACCUCACCAGUUUUACGGAGUCCUUGACAUUCUACCCACCUCUUCUCCCCCUCGUACCCUUAGCGAGGUCGUUGUGCAGCUGCACAAUCCUUUCGUGGAGAUUUACACUGGCCCCAUGUCCGACCCGGCAGAUCCGCGGUGGGCGUCGCGAGAGAUGCGCCACUGCCACGCCACGCAGAAUACCAUCUUCGUGCCAGUCGACGUCUUCUUGCGCUCUUUUUGUACCAUCGCGCAGGCUCAUCUUCGCGGGCUCAUGGAACCGUGCUGGAGCUUCCACAGCGAAUGGGGUGACGGCACGAAUGGUGGCAACCCGUCGCUGCUCACGUGGCGCGAAAACCCGCUAUACAUUGUUCGCAACACACGCAGCGAGGCAGUGGAGGUGAUUGGCAUGAUACGGCAGCCGGACAAGCGGCACCAGUUACACGUGUUGCCCGAGCUGAGUUACGUGCGGUGCGACCUCCUCCUCGCACAGAGCAUGGAGACGGAUUCGAUUCCGACGUACCUCGUCACCCACAACAACCACCGAGUGGUGCACAAGCGCGUCUUCCUCAACUAUCGCGAGGUGGCGAGCAAGAUUCGUGUUCCGCCGCAGUCACAGUGCUACCUUGUUCCAACAGCCAUGUACCAUGAGAAGAGCAUCUUUCUGCUCUCGUACUGGUUCCGGACACCAGCGGACGAGGGCGCGGUGAGCAUUGAACGCCUUCGCGUCAACGUCGCACGCGACUUGCCGGCUGUCAAGCACUUCACACUGGCGCCCGAAGGGAAGGAUAGAGUCGACUUCUUCGUCGAUGUGCCGACGGACGCCCAUAUUCUUCUCUCGCAAUGGAACCGCGACGCGCGUGGCGGUAGCGACGUGCGCACCGACAACUACGUUGGCAUGUAUCUCUACGAUGACGCAACCCAGCCGGUGGCGCAGGUGUCGGCGGCGUCGAAUUUGAAGGAAAUCAGCCUGGUGACGCACCUGCCUGCUCACGGCCACUACGUACUCUCCAUUACGUGUCCGGCGGCGCGCGACGAGGAGGUGAAGUGCCGAGUUGAAAUUGUGUGCGUCGAGAUGGCACGAGUGCGCAUCGCAGACGUGUACGAGAACCCGCCGAGCUCUGAUGAGCUCGAGGAGGAGCCCCCGCUUGCACUAGUCGACAGUGAUACGGCACGGGGUGAUGCUCGCAACGGCACUCAGUCUGUGGAGGCAGCCGUGGAGACGCGACCGCCUGCAAAUACGGAGGCGGAGGAAAUGGAGAAGACGCCGUCGCUCUCGUUUAUGCGUCCGCGAUACAGGGGGAUCUUGACGGAGGACCUCCCGCUCAUGGAAGCCCCCGCCUUUGCAAAGAUGGCGGAGGAGAGAGAGCAGCUGAAACGACACGCUUCGCAGCACGCGGCACACAUAAACUCUCUCGAGAAUAAGAUGGAGGACAUGGCAACGAGAAUGGCCGAUGACAUGCACGACCAGGAGCGCGCUUUCCUCGGAGCGGAGGUGGAAGGGGUACCGCUGGAGCUGCUUCCGUUGUGCGAGGACGAGGAAUUUAUUGGGCUAGAGCACGAGGUACGAGUUGCCAUGAAGGAUCUGCAGAAGAAUGGUGACGACGUCGUGGCACUGCGCAAAACGCUCGAGGAGCGGGCGAGAGAGAUGGCAAGGAAGGUAAAGGAAAGCGAGCGCAAUCUCUUCCUCAACCCCAUGCCUUUGGGAAUCUCAUGUGAUGAUUUACCGCUUGACACCGACCCAGAGUUCCACGCGCUCGAGGUGGCGCGGCUGCGCGAGCGCCUGGAGGAGUCGUGCGACGAGGCGAAGAUUCGCAAGCUGAACGACGCCCUCAACGACCGUGCCGAGGACUUGGCAACGGCGAAGCUCGCGGCAGACCGGCAGUAUUUGAAUCCAGAGCAUCUGCGCGUCGCGGUAGAGGAGCUACCGCUGAACGAAAAUCGCAACUUUAUUCUCAAGGAGGCACUGCGACAGGAAAAGCUGAAGAAUUCGCGCGAGUGCGCCGCCGCUAUCGCUACGUUGGAGAGUGAGCUGAAUAAAAUGGCGAAGGGGAUGGCGGCAGAGAUGCUGGCCAAGCAGCGCCCCAGCUACCUCGCACCGGAACACCAGGGACGGCGCAUUGAGGAUCUGCCGCUCAACGACAACGACGACUUCAUCGAGAAAGAGCGAAGGCGACGUGACUUGUUGAAGCAGCCCAGUACGGACAUGGACGCGGUGGCGGCGAUUGAAGGCGAGCUGAAUACAAUGGCGGAUGCGAUGGCGAGAGCGAUGAACGCAGCAGAGCGCCAACAGUACAUGAAAGCUAGCUACUAUCACAAGACCCUGAGUGAGCUACCUCUGAAUACUGAUCCCAUCAUCACCAGACUGGAGGCUCAACGCGCACGACUAAAGCGCGACCCGGUGCGAAACGCAGAAGCCGUUUACACGACUGAGGCAGCGAUUAUCAGCCGUGCUGAGACUCUGGCAAGGGCGAUGAUCAGUGACGAACGCGCGAGACUCUAUGGCAAACCGAGUGGAGUGCCCGUCAACUUGCUUGACCUCGAUGACGACCAAGUCAUCCGACGUCUCGAGGAGGAGCGCAUGGAGCUCUUAAAGAUGCCCAACACGGACCCCUGCGCCAUCGCCAGCAACGAGGAGAAGUUGAAAGCCCGCGCGGCAAAGAUUGCAGAGGACUUUUGUGAUAACAUGCGGGCCCAAAUCACGGGUGAAGUGCGCCGAAGCCCGUCUGUUAUGUCCAUCAGCAGUGACGCACCGUGUCAAGACCUGGAGGAAAAGCUCUACGCUCUCAUGUCCGAGGAUCCCAUCGCCAACGAGGACCAGAUCAGCGAUAUCAAGGAUGCCGUUCGCAAGCGACACGCUGAGCUAAAACGGCAGGCCGUCCUAGUACUGCGCGACUUCCUUGACGAGAAGCCCUUCGGCAUCCCGUUGACUGAGGUAGGUCAUGACAACGAUCCUGAAUACAUGGAGAGAGAGGAAAAGCUAAAGAAGGGCCUGGUCAACAAGCUGCCUGCAGCGCAGAUCACGUCCAUUCAGGAAGGCAUGCAAAACCGCGUGAACGAGCUGGCAGCGGAGGAGCUAGCGCGACGCUACCCAUUCAUCAACACACGCCCAGCUGACAUCACUCUCGCCGAGCUGCCGGUCGUAGGCACAGACCAACCUUUCUGGAAAGCCAUCGACAACUUUGAAAAGGCGAUGGCACACCACACGACGACCACGUCUAAGCUAAACGCCUACGAAAAAUCUGUGAACGAACGACUAGACGAAAUCGCACAGGCAACCAAAUGGAAAGCGCGUGAGGACUUCCUUGACUCCAGACCAGGCAACGUACCUGUGAAACUAAUUCCACUCGACAACGAUCCUCCAUUUGUCGCCCUCGAGACAAAGCGCCGCAUCAGCAUACAAUCCGGCACAGACCUCAACUCGAAGGAAAUAAACAGCCUUGAAAACGAUCUAAGGACUCGCGCGCGCGACCUUGCGUGCGAGAAGAAGUGGGCGGACCGCGACAGGGUGCUGGACCCGAGGCCGGAGGGCGUGCCGCUGCGCUGCAUCCCGCUGGACGAGGACGCGGAGUUCGUGGCGCUGGAGGACCAGUGGCGCGACCUGCUGCGGGACCCGGAGCGCGGCAGCGCGCCGCUGAAGGACCUGGAGAGGCGGAUGAACGACCGCGCGCACGACCUUGCGUGCGAGAAGAAGUGGGCGGACCGCGACAGGGUGCUGGACCCGAGGCCGGAGGGCGUGCCGCUGCGCUGCAUCCCGCUGGACGAGGACGCGGAGUUCGUGGCGCUGGAGGACCAGUGGCGCGACCUGCUGCGGGACCCGGAGCGCGGCAGCGUGCCGCUGAAGGACCUGGAGAGGCGGAUGAACGACCGCGCGCACGACCUUGCGUGCGAGAAGAAGUGGGCGGACCGCGACAGGGUGCUGGACCCGAGGCCGGAGGGCGUGCCGCUGCGCUGCAUCCCGCUGGACGAGGACGCGGAGUUCGUGGCGCUGGAGGACCAGUGGCGCGACCUGCUGCGGGACCCGGAGCGCGGCAGCGUGCCGCUGAAGGACCUGGAGAGGCGGAUGAACGACCGCGCGCACGACCUUGCGUGCGAGAAGAAGUGGGCGGACCGCGACAGGGUGCUGGACCCGAGGCCGGAGGGCGUGCCGCUGCGCUGCAUCCCGCUGGACGAGGACGCGGAGUUCGUGGCGCUGGAGGACCAGUGGCGCGACCUGCUGCGGGACCCGGAGCGCGGCAGCGCGCCGCUGAAGGACCUGGAGAGGCGGAUGAACGACCGCGCGCACGACCUUGCGUGCGAGAAGAAGUGGGCGGACCGCGACAGGGUGCUGGACCCGAGGCCGGAGGGCGUGCCGCUGCGCUGCAUCCCGCUGGACGAGGACGCGGAGUUCGUGGCGCUGGAGGACCAGUGGCGCGACCUGCUGCGGGACCCGGAGCGCGGCAGCGUGCCGCUGAAGGACCUGGAGAGGCGGAUGAACGACCGCGCGCACGACCUUGCGUGCGAGAAGAAGUGGGCGGACCGCGACAGGGUGCUGGACCCGAGGCCGGAGGGCGUGCCGCUGCGCUGCAUCCCGCUGGACG